AAGCCUAUCAAAUUUUGGCGCCGUUGCCGGGGACUAACGGUUUUCAUCUAAUUAUUUGUGAUUCGUUUUUGCUAAGAUUUUGGUUUGUUGCUUUGGCUAUUAUUAACUUCUUUUUCUCUUAUGAGUUGAUGAUAUACAUGCCUUGGAGAUGGAUGAUUUAUUGUCACGUCUUGCAUCUGGCCAUUGUUCUUGUUAUUAUCUUUAUCAUGAAAACCCUGAUUGCCCUUAUAGUGAGUAUUUUGUUCGAGCUCCGGAUGAUUUUAGAAUCUUUCCAUUCAUAUAUGAUUAUUCUAAAAAACGGUUUGUUCUAAAUGAAAUUUAUUGGAGGAUUCAUGAUGAAUAUUAUCAUAAUUUGUAUAAUACGUCGGAGGAAGAAUCAUUUGUUGAAAAACCGAUGGUUAAAGAGUCAUUGGUUAUAGAAUCAGUGGUUGAGGUAUCAUUGGUUCCAAUAGAAGAAGAAUCAUUAGUUGUAGAACCAUUGGUUGAAAAGUCAUUGGUUGUAGAACCAAUGGUUGAAAAUUCUUUUUCUUUUGCUAAUGAACUUAUUCGUGAGCGUAAAAUAAUAGAGACGUUAUUGGGUGAUGAUAAAGAACAAGACUACCUCCAUGUUCGUUCUAUUAAUUCUAAAUUUUUAGCGGAGGAAGCAGAAGGUUGUGGUGUAUCUUCAUCUUUUUCUUUUGAUUUUUCUUUUUACCUUGAGUUAUCUUUGUGUGCUCCUAAUCUUUUCUAUGUAAGGAUUACUGUGCUUGCAAUUGAGCCCUAUAUAGUGCUUAAUGAAAUGUUUGCAGGAGCGUAUGAUAAGUUACUCAAGGCGUUAAAUUCUUCUGAUGGAAGGAGAAUGGUCAAGCUUAAGACCUUGAUAAACUAGCGCUUUGCGGGAGGCAACCCGUAUUUCAUUAUUUUUAUUUUAGUCUUUUCUAAUUUUUGUGUGUUUUCAUUUUUCUUUGAUUCUUAGAGAGGUAAGGAGAGUACAUCUUAUGCUUGUGGGAGUUCUCUUGGUGCAGAUUUUGAUCUAAAAGGCUGAUUUAAAAGGAGAAGAAUUCGCUGGACUGCGUUCGAGUUCGAUCAGGAAGAGCUCGCCCGAUCGGGCGCGCGUAUGGAUCAGCAAAACUGCUCAAUUUCGACAGGCCAUAACUUUCUGAGAUGCAUUGCAAUCCUCGAGGCUUUGGUGACAUUAUUUU
This is a messenger RNA of Chenopodium quinoa (quinoa), 1181 nucleotides long. RefSeq lists its product as uncharacterized. The transcript has 2 exons. The record is from RefSeq and is a predicted model, not a curated record. NCBI's taxonomy places the organism in Eukaryota, Viridiplantae, Streptophyta, Magnoliopsida, Caryophyllales, Amaranthaceae. The coding region runs from base 149 to 868 and encodes 239 amino acids.